CAGUGUGAUUUUCCGAUGCUUUUACAAUUACUAAAACACUAAACUCAGAAAUAAGCAGCGCGCAUGCGCAGGUACUCUGUUGUCGUCACUGCUGUCUACUAAUCAGUGGUAUAUUUAUACACACAUAUAUUGUUAUUUUUAUAUUAUAUGGAUAAUUCUUGGAGAAUAUUAUCGAGUUGAUCGACAUUUAUGUUUUAUUGGAGGAGCUAUCAAUGAUGAUGAUAAGGAAAGUAUGGCGGAGAUAAGGACUAACCGAAUUAAAUAAGUCAGAAGUUAUACCACGUGCCUGUCAUUUCUAUUUUUUGAUAUGGCUUUAAUUUAUUUGGAUGACAAUGAUCCUUGGAUCACGCAGCAUGAUGAAUGCGCAAAACUUCUUGAUGAAAUUAUGGAGCAGCUCAAUCAGCGACAGAGCAAACCAAAAGCUUCAUUAGCAUUCGCUAGUUUAUCUGCGAAUAUUAGGUUCCAAAUGAAUCAGUAUUCGGAUCAUAUUUCUCAAUUGAAGAAAAAAGUUUCUGAAGCUUUAAAACUUCGGGUUAUAACUGUAGAUGAAGCAGAAAGACGUACCCGCCAGAUAGAACAGCUCCAAAGUAACUACGUCAAAAUAAAGCGUCUGUAUGACGUGAAAAUGAACCCAGCUGCUUCUGAAAGGCCUAGUUUGUUUGGAAAUUCAAGCUCGGCGUUUGCUGAAGGUGGAACGGUCGGUUGGGACGACCAGAAUGACCAAGAUCAGAAUGUUAGUGUCGUUGAUCUCAAGUCUCAGAAUGAAGCUGCUUUGUUAGAGCAAGAGCGGGGCCUUGAUGAGCUGUACAAAGUGAUAACAAGACAGAAAACAAUAGCCCAGACGAUACACACUGAAGUAGACCAUCAGAAUGAAAUAAUUGAUGAUCUAGCCGAGCAUAUGGAGCAAACCGACGAAAGAUUGAUAGACGGAACAAGACAAAUUCGUUUUAUUGAGAGAAAAGACCGGACUUGUGGGUACUGGGUUGUAAUAAUUUUAUUGUUCAUCAGCAUAAUUUGCGUUGCUGUUGUAUAAAAAUUAACUCGAGCGUAUAUACAUUUAUAUUUUUUUUUAUUAAACCACUAAGUAAUAAAUUGUUAAGUAUUUUAAAAUUUAAUCGCUUAUAUAGA
Messenger RNA from Cotesia glomerata, 1128 nucleotides. RefSeq names its product syntaxin-8 (gene Syx8). Bases 308 to 1033 code for a protein of 241 amino acids. Gene Ontology annotation, cellular component: SNARE complex; endomembrane system. The record is from RefSeq and is a predicted model, not a curated record. Gene Ontology annotation, molecular function: SNARE binding; SNAP receptor activity. NCBI's taxonomy places the organism in Eukaryota, Metazoa, Arthropoda, Insecta, Hymenoptera, Braconidae. The transcript has 6 exons. Gene Ontology annotation, biological process: intracellular protein transport; vesicle fusion.